Messenger RNA from Lactuca sativa (garden lettuce), 525 nucleotides. The record is from RefSeq and is a predicted model, not a curated record. Lineage: Eukaryota; Viridiplantae; Streptophyta; Magnoliopsida; Asterales; Asteraceae.
AUGGCGAUUUGGAAGAGGAUGCUUACAUGGAGAUUCCUAAAGGUUACUUUGUUUCUUCUAAAAAUGACCAUUCCAUCCCUUUGGUUUGUAAGCUACAACAAUCAUUAUAUGGCCUUCGACAAGCGUCUCGUCAAUGGAAGUGGUUCUUCCUAUGUUUCCCUUCUUGUAUAUGUUGAUGAUAUAGUGAUUACAGGGGCUUCUGUUGAAGGACUUCAUGCUCUUAAGCAAAGUUUAAGUCAACAAUUCAAGCUAAAAGAUUUGGGUAAUCUAAAACUAUUUUUGGGACUUGAAAUUGCAAGAUCCAAAAAUUGCAUUUUCAUUUCUCAAAGGAAAUAUGCUUUGGAUUUACUUGAUGAUACAAGAUUUCUAGCUUCCAAACCGGUUUCUUAUCCAAUGGAUCCUAAGCUCAAAAGUUCAAACUUUCAAGGUCCUCCUGUUUUUGAUCCAUCACAAUAUCAAAGGUUGAUUGGGAGGCUUUUAUAUUUGACUAUAACUCGGCCCGGCAUUUCUAACGAUUUCAAUUGA